Molecule: messenger RNA, 491 nt
Organism: Peromyscus eremicus (cactus mouse)
Lineage: Eukaryota; Metazoa; Chordata; Mammalia; Rodentia; Cricetidae
Product: WAP four-disulfide core domain protein 18-like
Exons: 3
Coding region: 189-491 (100 amino acids)
Biological process (GO): antibacterial humoral response; innate immune response
Cellular component (GO): extracellular region
Molecular function (GO): peptidase inhibitor activity
Source: RefSeq, a predicted model, not a curated record
CAUCUACCAAGGAAAAGCUGGAGAGAAAUCAGUUAUGUAAUAGAAAAAGGAGCCAGGCUAUUGGCAGGCAGCUUCUGGAACGCUCUUGUUAUUAUAGACUUCCCAUUGACUGUCUCCAGUGACACCCAUGCUUCUAGCAUUAUGGAGGCUAUAAAUUAAUUUGUGCAUUCAGCCCAGCCAGAGCCAACAUGAAGGCAGCCACAGUCUUGGUUCUGGUGGCUUUGAUCACCAUGGAGAUGGACAAGGCCUAUGCUAUGUCUUCUCAUGGAGCACCAUUUUUUUUUUCAGAAUUACAAAAACCUGGAGCUUGUCCCAAGUGGCCCUUAAAUACUGUUGGAUCUUGUAAGAAGAGAUGCUCAGGAGAUGAAUCAUGCCCUCGUAAAAUGAAGUGCUGCAGCAAUGGGUGUGGUUAUGUCUGCUUGAGGCCUGUCUUCAAAAUGGUUGACAGCGAAGAGGAAGAUGGAUUCGAUACUUAUAAGUACAGCAGAUGA